Messenger RNA from Diceros bicornis minor, 1644 nucleotides. RefSeq names its product ral guanine nucleotide dissociation stimulator-like. Gene Ontology annotation, biological process: Ras protein signal transduction; positive regulation of GTPase activity. Lineage: Eukaryota; Metazoa; Chordata; Mammalia; Perissodactyla; Rhinocerotidae. The record is from RefSeq and is a predicted model, not a curated record. Gene Ontology annotation, molecular function: guanyl-nucleotide exchange factor activity. Gene Ontology annotation, cellular component: plasma membrane. The transcript is spliced from 7 exons. The coding region runs from base 603 to 1046 and encodes 147 amino acids.
CACACUCCAGGGGCGUGGAGCCUCAGCCCUCAUGUGUUACUGCCUCCUGCUGCCUCCCUGGGAUGGUUUCUCAGCUGCUCGCUCCCCAAACGCCGGCACCCCAGAACCCAUGACCUCGUCUACCCUCUGUCUGGGAGGAAAUGGGUUCAGUCAGCCAGGAAGACACACCUCCCACUUUUGGUGGCAGCAGUGGGAUCCAAAGGAGACAUCUGAUGGCUUAGGGGAUGAGAAACACAGGCAUUGGUACCCGCAAAACCUUUGAGUUCUCCAUCUUUGUCACUGAUUCUGAGAGCCGUGGAGUCAGCUCCAGAGUUUCAGCCAGCAGCAGAAGCAGAGCUGUGGGCAGUGGUGGAGGUAGAGCUGGCUCCAGCUCCGUUGACACCACACCCUCUAGCACUGGAGCCAGUGUCCCCUCUACCAGCAGUGUUGGAGCUGGAGCAAGGGCCAACAUGGGCUCCAGCAGGAGUGGGAGCUGCUGAGUUGGAGUCACCUGGACCAUCAUUUCUAGUGGGAAGUCCAUCUCCACCUGUGGCUAAGAAGCAUGAGAAGAAGCCCAACCUACGGCCUUCCCUCCUAAGCUGGUGGUGGAGCAGUUGACUGUGAUGGAUGCGGAGCUCUUCCGGAAGGUGGUGCCCUCUCAGUGCCUGGGCUCCACCUGGGGCAAGAGGAACAAGCCCAGCAAUGAGCACCUGGCACACACCGUCCGGGCCACCAUCGACCACUUCAGAAGGGUGGCCAGCCUCGUCGUCACCACCUGCCUCGGGGACCCGAGCAUGAUGGCCCAGGACAGGGAGUGCAAGAUCCUGAAGAACUUCUCCUCGCCCUGCACUGUCAUCUCUGUUCUGCAGAAAACAUCCAUAUGCCACCUGAAGAACACAUGGGGGAAGUUUCCUGGUGGGGAGAGCUCUGAAAAACUUAAGGAGCGCUAUAGCCAAGACGAGUCCUUGAGCAGAGAACUGAUGACCAAGGAGGGGCCUUCCACGUUUGCCCCCCGGAAAUCAGCCCCCAUAGAGUGCAGGAGAAGGAGAAGCAGCAGCAGCAGGUGAGUGUGCCUGUGGGGGAGGGGCUCUGCGCUCCCAGCUGGAGGCCUCAAAUCAAGAGAGGAGGGCCCUUUCUCUUGGUGCUACAGUGUCCGAAUCCCCCAGUAGAAGUGACCGGGAUGGCCUGGAAGAGCUGGUGCAGGAUGGGUUUGUUGUGGGGAGGGACAGGGACCGCAUACCCUGUGAUUUGCUAGAAGCCUGCCCUGGGAGGUGAGGAGGAGGAGUGUGGUGUUCUUGGGGUGUGAAGCAAGGAGGAAUUGAGGGGAGGCUGCUAAGGGUCCUAGGCUGUUCCCCGUGGGAACCCUGGGGUGGGCCAGGAGGCUGUGGCUGUGGACUUUUCAGGGGAGGGUAUGCAGGGGGUCGACUUGAGAGCAAGGGCUCAUCCCACCCGCACCCCAAUGUCACAGGGUGUCGUCCCCUAUCUUGGCACUUUCCUUGGUGACCUGCUUAUGCUGUGUCUGGCGAUGGGUGAUUAUCUCGAGGUGGGUGAACCUGAGGCCAGGCAGGAAGGACCACGAUCCUGAACCUUGGGAUGCGGGAGCCCCCGAAAUGUGCUCCGAGCUCUCAGCACUUGACACAUCUCUCCUGGGAGCCUCGCAGUGGC